Boleophthalmus pectinirostris (great blue-spotted mudskipper) is the source of this 4132-nucleotide messenger RNA. RefSeq names its product myotubularin related protein 10 (gene mtmr10). The record is from RefSeq and is a predicted model, not a curated record. The transcript is spliced from 15 exons. The coding region runs from base 605 to 2899 and encodes 764 amino acids. NCBI's taxonomy places the organism in Eukaryota, Metazoa, Chordata, Actinopteri, Gobiiformes, Gobiidae.
UAUUUGUUGUGAAAUUGUAGUCCAUCAUUAUAACUCAGUAUAUUGGACGAAGGUGGGAUUGAGUAAUGUACAAAUGAAAAAUGUUUAGUGUAUGAUCCAGGUGGCAUAUACCCCGAGGUGCAGGAGCAACAGUUGAGCCCGGAAGAAGGGCGGGCCACGGGGACUCGGCUUCGUAUAAACAUGGCGUUUAAUCCAGUUUACUGCGUACAGCGUUUGACUGAUUAGUGGAACUUUAAGGAAGUAACUUUUCAGGACGUCUCAGCUUCAUAACAGGUGGAAAUAAUAUGACGUCGAGACACCCAACGACUACCAAUUGAUAAUGGUGUUAUUUCUUCAGCGGUUUGGCUGGAUUUGAUAAUUUCUUAGCUUGUUAGCUAACAGGCUAACACACUGACGUCUCUGGAUUUACUUCUGUCAACUUUUCAGUGCUCUUUACUUCAGGGCUGCUUGCUUGAUUCAGGGAGUACAGACACCGGGCCUCGAUGAAGAUUUUACACACAGACAUAAUCCUCUAUGUAAGCUGAGGACUGGCAAACUUUUCUGAAGCAAUCAUUUGAUGUUUUUUCUCAGUUUGUUAUUAACACCAAGAGGGCGGAAAUAAACAAUGUUUUCAGCAAAACCUAUAAAGGCAACCUUCAAGUCCUAUCUUCCUCCUGUGCAGACAGAGAAGCCCAUUGAUCCGCCCAUUAAAAAGGUGGAGCCCCAGUUACUUUUGGGGGAGAUUGUAGUGAAUGAAGUCAACUUUGUGAGGAAAUGCAUCAGCAAUGAAAAUGGGCAUGAUGAUCUUUGGGGGAAAUUAAUCUGCACCAACUUUAAGGUCUCAUUCAUUCCUCAAGAAGUCUCUGGAAAAACGAGUACACAUCUGUCCCAUCUUUUACUCGGAGAACAUGACAUCCCACUGACUUGUUUGGAUCAAGUUGUAACAGUAAAUGACACAAAGGGGAAAAAGAAAGUCUUGGGUUCAAACCAAAAGCUGAAAUUUAAUCCCACUGAGCUCAUCUUGUACUGUAAAGACUUGAGAAUUAUCAGAUUCUGUUUUGACGAGGCUGGUCCGGAAAGUGCCAAAAAGGUUUGUCUCGCCAUUGCCCACUAUUCACAUCCAGCUGACCUUCACCUUUUAUUUGGCUUUGAAUAUCAAGGGCGGCGAUAUCAUGAACAAAAAGAAACUGAAAUCAAUGGGUUGACUCCACGGAUCGGUCAACAGACUGUUGUGUUUGACCGUCCUUCUGAUUGGGACCGAGAGAUUAAGAGAACGGGAGCUACAGAGUGGAGAGUGUGCUCCAUCAAUGAACGUUACUGCAUCUCUCAGAGUCUUUCUGAGUAUGUUGUGGUACCAGCAUCUCUGGCUGAUCAGGAUCUAAGACAGUUGGCAGCCUAUUUCUCUGACAGCCGCAUUCCUCUCUGGUGUUGGAAUCACCCUAACGGUAGUUCACUUGUUCGCAUGUCCAACAUUGCGGAUUCAAUACAACAGAAAAAAAUUGAACGGAUCUUAAAUGCCAUUACAAAAAGUCACCCCCAGCACAGUGAGGUCGUAAGACUAGACCUGGACAAGGGCCUCCCAAAUAUCCAGGACAUUCAGAGUGCCUUUUCUAAAAUAAGGCAGAUUUGCGUUAUUGAUCCGUUCGAAGAGUCAGAAGAGAGAUGGUUUUCAUGUAUUGAGAACUCCCGCUGGCUUGAGUAUGUGAGAGCCUUUCUAAAGCAGUCUGCUGAGAUAGUGUACCUCAUUGAGGGAAAGGGGUCUUCUGUUGUCAUUUCAGAGGAAGAAGAUCGAGACUUGAACUGCAUUGUUUCCUCUCUAGUGCAGCUCAUGCUGGACCCUCAAUAUCGCAGCAUCACAGGCUUUCAAGGCUUGGUGCAAAAAGAAUGGGUGAUGGCUGGUCAUCGCUUCUUGGACCGAUGCAACCACUUAAAGAAGAGUGAUAAAGAAGAGUGCCCAUUGUUCUUGCUUUUCUUGGACUGUGUAUGGCAAAUGAUUAACCAAUAUCCAGCUGCAUUUGAGUUUACAGAAACUUACUUGACUGUGUUAACUGAUAGCAUGUGGAUUCCACUCUUCAGUACUUUUCUGUUCAACUCAAGUCUUCAGCGUGCAAGACAUUUAUUGGACUUUGCCAAAACAAAGGCUAUUCCUCCAGGGGAAGAACAAAAUGUUUAUUUCCCACCAGUUUGGGAAUGGUCACAGCAGUUCACUGCCAAGGAACAAACUCUUUUUAACAACCCCAUGUAUAUAGGAAAACGUGCUGCUUGUGUUCACAACGGGGAAAUCAAAACUUUCAAACGUACAAAGAAAGCCUACAGUGCCUCUGUAAAAGGAAUUCUUGUGUCUGUGGCAAAUGGACUCAGAGAUGGAGAGGGAACACUGACUCGUCGUCCGUCUUUUAUGUCUGAGCUAAAGCCGGAGUUCUCACCAGUGAAAGAUGUGGUCGAAAGCCCCUCUGAGCUUUUUUUCAGAGACUGGUUUUCUCGAACUGUAGAUUUGCAGGGCACAUUACUGCCUAUGAUUUUGCCCUCACAUAUAGUACUUUGGAAGCUCUUCUUUUUACGGUGGGUUCCUGAAGCUUGCAUUCCAAAAGGGGGUCCCAUAACAACAUACCACAAGCUCUGCCAAUUGGUUGAUGAAAUUGAAAUGUUGCAGUGUAAGCUUAGGCAGUAUAAAGGACCAAGUCCUGGUAUCAGUCCAGAACCUAGCCCGAGUAAGACACAUUUAGAGCAGAGACGUAUGUAUUUUAAUGCUGGUUGCUUAGAUGAGCCCCACUCACUUCCUGACUUUCUUACCUCAUCAUUUCCUUUUACCCCAAUGGGAAACCUGUGCCGCCGUAGCACCCUUGGGACUCCCAUUAGCAAGUUUUUGAAUGGUGCAAAGAUAUGGCUUUCCACUGAAACUCUUAAUGACACAGUCUGAUCAUCUAAUCUGAUUGCCCCCUUAGCUCAAUCAUGCGCCAACUGCUAUGUAACAGUUCAUCAUUUUAUUGACACAAAAUGCGUUAGUACUAGUAGUGAAUUAAUGUUAUUUAAAAAGAAAAGAAACAUUGCAUUUAUGUUCUAAUUGUGAAAGUUACUGAUUGAACUAAAUUAACCACAGUAACCAAGUAAACUUUAAAAACAAACUUCAUAAUGAGUAAUAUGUAAAUAUAAAAUUUGGUGGGACAGCAGACUGUAAAAUAAGUCUUGGAUUGAUUGCAGUGGGAUGUUGCAUGUCUCCUAAGUUAAAUGCUUGCAAACAUGUGCAAAGUAUAAUUUUUGGUUUUUAAUACAGAUAGGAAGUGAUAUCUUGUAAGAAUUGCCAGUAGUUGAUGUUUCCUCAUUUCUUCUGAGCUGGUUUACAAAAGCAUAUGGGACCAAAAAACAUUGCUGCAAAUAGAAACAAUUUGCAAUCCUUGCCACCAGCAAUAUUUUUGUAAUUUAGGUUUGAAUAUAAUUUUUACCUAAUUAAAUUGCUGAACACAGACAAGGCAAUACACUGUAUUAUUGUAGGUUUUAAUAUUCCAGAAGUAGACUAAUAGGAAAUAUAAUUAAAUUUAGUUUAGUUUUGAAGAGUUUUUCUUUUUUCAUUUAAGUAUUGAAUUAAGAAAAGAUGAAUUUAUAUUUUUAUAGCCCCAAAUUAUGUUUUGUUGAAAACACUGCUAUGCAAACAGAGUGUGUGUAUAUACAUAUAUACAGAAAUAGAAUCAAAUAAAAUUUUGUAUAUUCUAUUUUAAGUUUGUUGAAAAACAGCACAAUACCAGAUCUUUCAUUGCUUUUUAUUGCACAUUCUUGUUUAUUCAUUUGAUUAUUUUUAAAUGUUAACUGUCAUUUUUCAAUGGCUAUAUGUGUUUGAAAUCUAAUUAAUGGUACUAAUCUAAUGGCUGAUUUACCCUUUUCUGCAAGCAAAAGGUAUUUACUAUGCUUUCUCAUAGAUAACUGUGUCUUUUGGAGUGAUUCUUAUGUAGACCGUUUUUAUUCUUUAUAAUUUGUAUUUAUUAAGAUUUAGGUGGAGUUGCAGUGUACUACGCAGUUCAAGUGUGCGGUGGGAGUAGUGACUUUUAAAGCUUUACAAUUUUCUAACAGUAAAGAAUUUAAUGUCAAUGUUAUUUACGUUUUGCACUGAAUCUGAUUUUUGAUGAAACAGGUAAUUACAUUAUUUUUCCAACUAGAA